AUGCUCAGCUCUACAUAUACCAUACGAUGGAUAUGUUCGCAGUGUCGAAGGAGCCUGAAGCGCAACUUUACGCCACUAUUCAGGCCUCCACUGCCCAAUCUUCGUGCAUAUUCCACCUCAGCUGCGCGAGAUGAAAUUACGGAUCUUAAUCGCACUCGCAACAUCGGUAUCAUUGCGCAUAUCGAUGCUGGGAAAACGACAACUACAGAGCGUAUGCUCUAUUACAGUGGCUUCACAAAAAGAAUAGGAGAUGUUGAUGACGGUUCAACUGUAACCGAUUUUCUUCCGGCAGAACGUGCUAGAGGAAUAACUAUUCAGUCCGCUGCAAUUACUUUCCACUGGCCUCCGGAGGGCCAAGGUACCUUAGUCUCAGAGGGACCAGGUGUACCAAGAUCCGCUUUGCCGCACACCAUCAAUCUCAUAGAUACCCCUGGACACGCUGACUUCACUUUUGAAGUUUUGAGAUCCCUCAGAAUUCUUGAUGGAGCAGUGUGUAUCCUUGAUGGAGUAGCUGGAGUAGAAGCACAGACAGAGAAAGUAUGGCACCAGGCUGCCAUCUAUGAUAUACCCCGGAUUGCUUAUGUCAACAAACUAGACCGUGAAGGUGCUGCGUUUGGUCGGACAGUGAGGGAAAUUGGAUCCAAACUUUGCGGCUGGCCAGCUGUCUGUCAGAUUCCCUGGUUUGAGGGCAGGGAAAACAAGUUCAAGGGUAUUGGAGAUGCCAUCUCACUCCAAGCUCUCCAUUGGGAUGCUGGAAAGGAUGGAAAGCAGAUAUCGGCUGUAAGUUUGGAAACUCUAGAACAGACUGAGAGUAAAUUUGCCGAGGAGAUAAAAAGAGCUCGCAUUGCCCUUGUUGAACUCUUGAGCGAGCACGACGAUACCAUGGUGGAAAACUUUCUAGAAUACGACGAAGAUCAUUUGGCUGUCAAACCAAUUGAGAUUUGGGAAAGUCUUAGACGCUGCCUACUUCAGCAAGACAACAGAAUCACCCCAACCUUUUGUGGCGCAAGCUUUAAGAAUAUCGGCGUGCAGCCACUUCUUGAUGCAGUAGUGAAUUUGUUGCCGAGCCCAAGCGAACGCCCUGACGCAGAAAUUAGUGUCGGAUUGGUGACCGGUGGACUACAAAGCCUCCUCAGGGGAAAGCUCUCACUGAAAAGCCUAGAUAGGCCUGCUAAGCAGAAACGGAAGAAGAAUUAUAUGUCUCUCUCGGCAGGUGCAGGAUUUCUACACAUUGUAGAAAGCUGUGCCCUCGCUUUUAAGGUAGUAAGUGAUGCCAAGAGAGGUGUUCUGGUGUAUGUCCGCGUCUACUCCGGCGUGCUCAAUCGAAACUCACUGUUAUUCAAUACAAAUCUUGACGUAUCCGAACGAGCGCCUCGACUCUUCAAAAUGUACGCCAAUGAUGCUAUUGAAGUUGAAUCUAUUGCAGCUGGACAUAUUGGGGUAAUAGCUGGUUUAAAAUAUGCUAGGACUGGGGACACUUUGGUCACAUUCGGUGGAAACAAGCAGCAUGCACCUGAGCCAUUCAAUGCCCUUCAACUUAGCCCCAUCACUGUUCCUCCGCCUGUAUUCUUUGCUAGUGUCGAGCCCCAAAGUCUCAGUGAAGAAAAGAAUUUGCAGGAAUCCCUUGCAUUGCUACUUCGAGAAGACCCAAGCCUUCACGUUACCGUUGAUGAAGACUCUGGACAAACCUUACUCAGUGGAAUGGGUGAGCUUCACCUGGAGAUUGCCGGUGAUCGUCUUAUUAAGGACUUCAAGGCUAAAGCAUCUAUUGGUAAAAUUGAAAUUGGAUAUCGCGAAUGCGUCACAACUCCUUCGAAAAAGAUAACUCGAAUUUUUGAGAAAGAGAUCGCGGGUCGCAAGGGGCGUGCGGGCUGCACUGCAAUGGUAGAACCCCUUUCGGAAGCUGGCUGCACUACAAUAGUAGAACCCGCUCAGGACGUUGACUGCACUGCAAUGGGAGAACCCCUCCAUGAAGAAGAAUUUGAAGAUGAGGACUCGGAAGAUACUGAUGUCAUCUUCACGGAAGAAAAGGAUGGCAAUCGUAUCACUAUAAAGAUCCAUGAGUUUGACGCGACGGGCGGAGCCCAGGCGUUUGAAAGUGGACUACUUUCUUACCUUACUUUAGUUGACCUCCGAAACUCGCUAUACAAUGGCUGCCUUGCUGCUCUCGCACGAGGGCCCAAGCAUUCCUUUCCCGUUAGCAAUGUCCACGCCACUCUCAUCUUUGAUAUUUCUCGGCAUCUAUUCGGGAUCGACACCACACCUUCAUCUCUGUCCGCGGCAGCCCGUCUCGCCACGCAAGCGGCUCUUAAAGAAGUCCGAUCAAAGUGCUCUCUCAUGGAACCAAUUAUGAAUGUGUCAAUUAGCGUUCCUGGAUCAAGUCUGGGAAACGUCGUGCAUGAUAUUUCUUCUUCUCGAGGUGGUCAUAUUGUGUCCCUAGAUGAGGAUACAUCUUCACCCCUGACUGGAAGUGUCCAAGAUCUCCCACCAAUUGACCUGGCUAGAAUUUAUACGCCUGAUGACCCGUUUGUCUCGUCAUCAUCAUACAGUAACACCGAACUAUCUGGUGCAAAUGACUCUCGAACUAUCUCUGCCAAAGUUCCACUGAAAGAAAUGGUUGGAUACUUGAAACACCUUCGAAGUUUGACGAGCGGAAGGGGAACAUUUGUGAUGAGUGUGGACCGUUUCGAGCGGAUGAACAGCCAAAGAGAAAAAGCCGCUUUAAAGGAACUACGAGGUUUAUAG
Messenger RNA from Ophidiomyces ophidiicola, 2745 nucleotides. It is a transcript of the gene MEF2, whose product is annotated as Ribosome-releasing factor 2, mitochondrial. NCBI's taxonomy places the organism in Eukaryota, Fungi, Ascomycota, Eurotiomycetes, Onygenales, Onygenaceae. The record is from RefSeq and is a predicted model, not a curated record. Gene Ontology annotation, biological process: mitochondrial translation; ribosome disassembly. Gene Ontology annotation, molecular function: GTPase activity; GTP binding. The transcript has a single exon. The coding region runs from base 1 to 2745 and encodes 914 amino acids. Gene Ontology annotation, cellular component: mitochondrion.